This is a messenger RNA of Desarmillaria tabescens, 719 nucleotides long. RefSeq lists its product as uncharacterized. The record is from RefSeq and is a predicted model, not a curated record. NCBI's taxonomy places the organism in Eukaryota, Fungi, Basidiomycota, Agaricomycetes, Agaricales, Physalacriaceae. Bases 60 to 695 code for a protein of 211 amino acids. The transcript has 3 exons.
AAAAACGACUUGCGAGGCCUGCAGUGAGUGAAUUGUCACACAUAUUUUAAUCAGGAAUUAUGAUAUGCCUUGUUUCAGUUGCGGUCAAGGGAAAAAGUGGAAGUGCGUGCGGCUACGACGGCACCACGAAACGGUGUGCCGGGCUUUCCACAGCCGGCGCAAACCCACUGGCACGGACCACAGCCGAAUGUAAGGCUAUCACCUCUCAGCAAAAUAGUCAACACGCCUCUGCUGCAACGGCACAAGCGAAUGUGGAUGCGGCAUGGAAUAGCAUGAAGGCCCACGUUUUUGGAGGAGCCAAAAAGGCGACGGCUGGGACACAUCUAACCAAGGAAUGGCUAGAAAAGAAUCCUAAAGUCAAGUUGCAGUCUAAUCCGAAGACGGGUAUAAGUGUAACCGUUGAUGGGAAGUCCUCGAAGAACAGCAAUCCUAAAACUCUAUGGAACAAUAACAGAGAGUCGGGUCAUCAAUACACUGAAACUGAUGUUGAGAGAAUGUGCAAAGCCGCCAUCAGCUUGGUUCUGGCAAAGCUCAAAACCGACACUCUUCCCAAAAGCCACACAACUCAGAGUUUUUCCGUACUUGCGUUUGGCAGUACGAAUAUCUGUGUCUCGGUGCAGGGUGACACGAGCUGCUUCCCUAUGUCAAAUCAAAUUGCAAACGCUGAAGCUGGCCAGGAGUGCGAUAGCCGGUAAAUGGUAGAGGAAGAAGAUACAAGG